UUGUCCUAUCAAUGUAACCCACGCUACAAGUAUGCCGAAGCCAGACCUUCGGCGUGCACAAAAGUUGGAUUCCGAGCUGAGUGGAGCCCCCGUCCCGCGUGCGAAUUGAUUAAAUGCAAAGUGUCACUGCCGCCCAUUGAUGGAACCAGCUACAAACCUGCUCACACGUCCUUGUUUACACCUGGCGCCACACUCAACGUCACAUGUGGAGCUCGCCACUGGAUUUCAACCACGCAACAGAUCUCGGCGGUAUCCACAUGCAAAAACGACGGGAAAUGGAGCAUUAGACCAAUAUGUCAGGAGGUGACCUGCAGUAACCAAAGGGACCCCAGCGUAUGGCGAUGGGACAUCUAUUGGGGGCAGAGCGUAAGAUUGGGUACUUCUGUUGACUUUACCUGUCGGUCAGGCUACAAGAGAACAAAUGGCUCCCCAAAGGUCACAUGCACCAGAGACGGGUGGAAACCAAAUCCACCCUGCCAAGAAAUAACAUGUGACAGCAGGGAUAUCCAGAGUGCAAACAUCGCUGACGGUGGCAAGCAAAUAUAUAAAAAUUAUGAAACGGCCUAUUUCACGUGCAAAGGUUCUCAAGACUGGUUUAGCCUAACUUGUUCUGAAAACGGCUGGCAGGGAAAUGUGUAUUGCCGAGGUAAGAAAGAACACUACAAAUGUAUUCAUUUUUAAUCUACGACUGCAUGUUGAAAGGAUGAGCUGUUUUUUUGUCAGUCCAUUUGAAAGCUAUUACUGUGCUUGUAUAUAACGCACACAUUUGUAUUUAUUAUCCCAUUUUGCAUGUAUGUCAAUUAAUAGCAACCACGUAGACAUUUUAAUUACUGCACUUGAUUAUGUCAGGAAAAAGGUAUAAACACCAUGUUUCGAAGUACAGUACAUAUGCGUCGCUAUUUGGACAUCCCUAAGGGACUUGGAGCAUAGACGUGAAAACUAAAAAGACAUUCCAAACAUUAACAAUCAAUAUUUAUAAUAAUCUGUUUGACACAAACAUUAAAUGAAUAAACCAAGAUAACAUACCGUGUGGCCCUUGUAAACCGACAGUACAUCAAUUGAAAAUACAGUAAACGAGACAUUACGUUUCGUCUCUCCCUUCCGCAAUCCCCCCAAUUCCUUCGCGCCAUCCGGCAUACGUGACCCAAACCGGAAGUGAAGUGUUCUUUCAGAAAAUAUUAAAAAUAA
Molecule: messenger RNA, 1188 nt
Organism: Hippocampus comes (tiger tail seahorse)
Lineage: Eukaryota; Metazoa; Chordata; Actinopteri; Syngnathiformes; Syngnathidae
Product: complement factor H-like
Exons: 4
Source: RefSeq, a predicted model, not a curated record